GUCGUUUCUUUUCUGUCUCUCUCUCACUCUUUCCCGGAAAAUUUCUGAUAUACAAUUCUCAGAAAUAAAAAACCAAACUUUGCUUUUGUUUUUUAUGCUUUCAUCCUCGGGCGGGGCUCUCUCUCAAUUUCAUCUUCUCCAAUUCCAAGUUGCAUUUAAGUUUUUGCCCAAAUCCCUAGCUUUCUUACACACAUCCCUAUCCGUUAAAUUUCGUAGAGAUCGUAAUUAAUUGCAACAAGACGAAUCCUUUUUUUUUUUUUUUAGUUUAUGUAAUUUACAAAACAAAACAAAACAAAACAAAACCCCAUAAAAAAACUUCAUUUUUCUUGCUUUCUGUCUCUCUCCUCUGAUCCCUGUCUGCUACGGUCACGUUUUAAAGAAAAAGCCCCCCAUGGAUUCUUCUGUCUCUCCUCUUCUCUCUCUGUCACUCUCUCGCAUGCACGAGCUCCCCUCUCCUCUUCUCCUCCUCCUCCUCCUUCGUUUUUUCCUCACACUCCUCUCUUUAACCACAUCUAAUUAAACUCUGCUUACUCUGUUUCCUGAGAUUUGAAAGAAAAAAAAACCCAGAUUUCGAAUUUGGGGAUACAGCUUUUCUCAUCCGAGAAAGCAAUGGUCUUUCCAUUCCCCAAAGCAUGAGACUUGAAACAGCAGUUAGUUGUGGAGACGACGUCAACGUUAAAGUUUGGGUUUUUCACAUAUGGGUUGCGGAGGAUCCAAAGUAGAUGAUCAACCACUUGUGAUUCUCUGUAGAGAGAGGAAAGAACUAAUCAAAGCCGCUUCUCAUCACCGUUGUGCUUUAGCCGCUGCUCAUCUCGCUUACUUCCAAUCUCUCUGCGACGUUGGUGAGUCCAUUAAACGUUUUGUUGACGAAGAACUCAUCGUCGUUGGUACUUCUUCUUCUUCUUCUAUCCCUGGUUCCCCUGUUCUCACGCUUCCCUCUGACGAAGGCAAGCCUCGUAAUAAUCAUAAACACAACCACAAGAUCUCGUCUUCUUCUUCUACUUCUGUUUCUCAUUCCGUUAUUGACGACGACGAGGAAGACGAAGACCAAGGAGAAGGAGAAGAUCAUCAGCAUUUGCAUUUAUCAUCUGGAUCCGACUUAGAUUCAGGAUCCGAAUCUGGAUCUGAUGAUUCAUUAGGUCAUCAUCAUCAUCAUAGUCACAUUGAUGAAACUAGCCCUCAAGUGAAGGAGAAAGAAACACCAUUACCGGAACAUUACCAACCCGGUUACCAACCCGGUUAUAACCCUGGUUUUACACCGGGUUAUCAAUAUCCACCGGGUUAUCAGUAUCCGGUUGAAGGAUGGGGGUAUAUGGGAGAGAACCCGAAUCAAAACCAGUACCCGUACCCGAACCCGAAUCAAGGAAUGUACUUUAUGAAGAAGUCUGCGCCACCGUCUCGGCCUUUAGUGUUUCAGCCGGAGAAUCAUAGAGUGGAGAAUGGAGUUGGGUACUCUAAUUACUUUUCCGGGAAUGCUAAUACUGGUUAUUUUGGUUACCCGGAGCAACGUAGAGAGCCACCGUCUCCGGUGAGGCCACCUCCAGCGCCUCCGUCUCCGCCUAAGAUUUCAAGUUGGGAUUUUUUGAAUGUGUUUGAUAAUUAUGAUUAUAUCAGAGCUGUUUCCGGUGAAAGUUCCGGUGCCGGAGCUGGGUUUCCUCCGGCCGUGGGUGGAGUUAAGUCGAGUUCAAGCAGUCCUGAUUCGAGAGAAGUGAGGGAGAGAGAAGGGAUUCCUGAUUUGGAAGACGAAACAGAGCAAGAUGUUAUCAUUGGGCAAACGUUUAAACAUACCAAGAGGAAAGGUAUUGAGAAGGUGAAAGAACAGAGACAGGGGAAUGAACCUGGGAACUGGUCACAACGAGAGGAGAUUCACGAGAGGAAGAUCAAGAAACGAGGAGAUUCAGGUGAAGGAACAUCGAGAGAUGUGCCUAUGGUAGAAAGGGCUACUGAGAGUUCUUUUGGUUCGAAGACUGUGUCGUCGUUUACGAGUAGUGAAGAAGAUUCGGAGUUUCACCAUGUUAAUGACGGAGAAGGAAAGAGUAGCAGUAAUGAUUUAAGCGGGCAUGAGACUGUUGCUAGAAAGAGUGUUGGAGAAGUGGAAGAAGAAUAUGUGAGGAAGAAAGGAGUGAGCUUUGAGUUGGAUGAAAAUGCAACUACUUCUUUUGAUGUUGAAUCUUCCAAGAUAAGUAGUCUGUCUGCAUUGUCGGUUCAUGCUACUAGAGAUCUCAGAGAAGUUGUGAAAGAGAUUAAGAGUGAGUUUGAGGUUGCUUCUUCACAUGGGAAGGAAGUGGCUGUGUUGCUUGAAGUUAGCAAGUUGCCUUAUCAGCAGAAAAGCUCUGGGCUUAAAGUUAUCUUCUCGCGGAUCAUGUAUCUGGUAGCGCCUUCCACAGUGUCAUCGCGUUCUCAGCCUCAACCAUCAAUACGGUUAACAUCUAGGAUCUUGAAAAUUGCAAAAUCAUACAAUGGUCAGGAUGUUGGAGAAGGCUUAUCUGGAAACCUCUCUUCAACCUUGGAGCAAAUCUAUGCUUGGGAAAAGAAACUGUAUAAAGAAGUCAAGGAUGAAGAGAAGCUUCGUGUUAUCUAUGAAGAAAAGUGCAGAACACUGAAAAAACUGGAUAGUCUUGGUGCGGAAUCUAGCAAGAUCGAUGCUACUCGAGCAGCCAUUAGAAAGCUGCUAACCAAACUUGACGUCUGUAUAAGAUCUGUUGAUUCCAUUUCCAGCAGGAUACAUAAACUCAGAGAUGAAGAAUUACAGCCGCAACUCACACAGUUGAUUCACGGGUUGAUAAGAAUGUGGAGAUCAAUGCUCAAGUGCCACCAGAAGCAGUUCCAGGCAAUUAUGGAGAGCAAGGUUCGAUCUCUCAGGGCAAACACCGGCUUACAAAGAGACUCCGGUCUGAAAGCUAUUCUUGAUCUGGAGAUGGAGCUACGAGAAUGGUGCAUUAGCUUCAACGAUUGGGUGAACACUCAGAAAUCAUAUGUAGAGUCUCUAAAUGGGUGGCUCUCAAGAUGUCUUCACUAUGAACCUGAAUCAACAGAGGACGGAAUCGCACCUUUCUCUCCUAGCCGAGUUGGAGCUCCACAGGUUUUCGUUAUAUGCAAAGACUGGCAAGAAGCAAUGGCGAGAAUCUCUGGAGAGAACGUAACAAGCGCGAUGCAAGGCUUUGCCUCGAGCCUACACGAACUAUGGGAGAGACAAGAUGAGGAGCAAAGACAGAGAGUGAAAGCAGAGUAUGUCUCGCAUGAUUUUGAAAAACGGUUGAAUGAUCUAAGGAUGGAGAGGGCGAGAGCAAGAAUGAGAAACGAGCAGCUACAAGACGGUGGUGCAUCAGAGAAAAGCGUGGUGUUGUCAGAGAGCGGGAUCUCAGCUUUGGAUGAUUUGAAGGUGGAUUUGGAUUCAAUGAGGAAGAAGCUAGAAGAAGAGAGAGCAAGGCACAAGGAAACAAUAAAACUUGUGAACAAUGCAGCUUCAAGCAGCUUACAAGCUGGAUUAGUACCAAUCUUUGAAGCCUUGGGGAAUUUCACUUCACAAGUUGUGAAAGCUCAUGAAGAUGUUAGGUUUCAACAACAAGAACAAGAACAGCCUCAGUCUGAAGAAGAUUGAAUUUGAACUAAUUAAAAAAAGUUUUGGUAAUGAAAUUAGCUAGAGAUUCGGUUUUAGGAGAAAUUGUUGUACAUAUUUUUUCAAUUAAUAUAUUCAUUGAUUCUUAAUCAA
Messenger RNA from Camelina sativa (false flax), 3712 nucleotides. RefSeq lists its product as uncharacterized. The record is from RefSeq and is a predicted model, not a curated record. NCBI's taxonomy places the organism in Eukaryota, Viridiplantae, Streptophyta, Magnoliopsida, Brassicales, Brassicaceae.